AUGUCAGUGUCCAAGUCAUUCUCAUACUUACUCCCAAGCUCCUGGGCUUUCACCUUCUGGAAAAACAACAGAUUAUGCUUUUGAGAUGGCUGUUUCAAAUAUUAGAUAUGGAGCAGGAGUUACAAAGGAAGUGGGAAUGGACCUACAGAACAUGGGUGCUAAAAAUGUUUGUUUGAUGACAGACAAGAACCUCUCCCAGCUCCCUCCUGUACGAAUAGUUAUGGAUUCUCUAGUGAAGAAUGGCAUAAACUUUAAGGUUUAUGAUAAUGUGAGGGUGGAACCAACCGAUAGAAGCUUCAUGGAAGCUAUUGAGUUUGCCAAAAAGGGAGCUUUUGAUGCCUACGUUGCUGUGGGUGGUGGCUCCACCAUGGACACCUGUAAAGCCGCUAAUCUGUAUGCAUCCAGCCCUCACUCUGAUUUCCUAGAUUAUGUCAGUGCCCCCAUUGGGAAGGGAAAGCCUGUGUCUGUGCCUCUUAAGCCUCUGAUUGCAGUCCCAACUACUUCAGGAACUGGGAGUGAAACUACCGGAGUUGCCAUUUUUGACUAUGAGCCUUUGAAAGUAAAAAUUGGCAUUGGUUCCCGAGCCAUCAAACCCACGCUGGGACUGAUUGACCCUCUGCACACCCUGCACAUGCCUGACCGGGUGGUCGCCAACAGUGGCUUCGAUGUGCUUUGCCAUGCCCUGGAGUCCUACACUGCCCUUCCCUACCACAUGCGGAGUCCCUGCCCUUCAAAUCCCAUCUCCCGGCCAGCCUACCAGGGCAGCAACCCAAUCAGUGACAUUUGGGCAGUCCACGCACUGCGGAUCGUCGCUAAGUAUCUGAAGAGGGCUGUCAGAAAUCCCGAUGAUCUUGAAGCAAGGUCCAGUAUGCACUUGGCAAGUGCUUUUGCUGGCAUUGGCUUUGGAAAUGCUGGUGUUCAUCUGUGCCAUGGAAUGUCUUACCCGAUUUCAGGCUUAGUGAAGACAUAUAAAGCAAAGGAGUAUAAUGUGGAUCACCCAUUGGUGCCUCAUGGCCUUUCUGUGGUGCUCACCUCCCCAGCGGUGUUCACUUUCACAGCCCAGAUGUUCCCUGAGCGGCACCUGGAGACGGCAGAAAUAUUGGGAGCCGACACCCGCACUGCCAGGAUGGCAGAUGCUGGGCCCAUUUUGGCAGACGCACUCCGGAAACUCCUACUCGAUCUGGAUGUGGAUGAUGGCCUAGCUGCCAUUGGCUACUCCAAGGCUGACAUCCCCGCAUUAGUGAAAGGAACACUGCCCCAGGAAAGGGUCACCAAACUUGCACCACGCCCGCAGUCAGAAGAGGAUCUGUCUGCCCUAUUUGAAGCUUCAAUGAAACUGUAUUAAUUUUCAUUUUCACUGAAAGAAUUGGCUGUGAUAGUUCUGAAAUCAGAAGUUGAUCUAGUCAGAGCUCCACACAUAACUUACCUGUUACCAGUUUGAAUGUGAUAUAAAUUUAUCCUGCAGAAGAUUCCAUGAUGCUCAAAAGUCAAGCUACUUCCAUAAUACAGGUUAGACAAAUGCCCAAAAGUAUUGGAUCCUGGUUUGUGUUCCUUCCCUAUAUUCUGAAGACUGUCCCUGCUUCAUGUAUCAAUUGGGUAAAAGUUCAGUAUCAAAAAUAUCAAUGUGCAUAUCCUAUGUGCAGUAAUCCAUGUCUAGAAAUUUAUACUAUAAAAGUACUAGCAUGAAUGUGUAAAGAAAUAUGGCAAAAAUGUUUCUGGCAGCAUUUUUUUCUAACAAAAAAAUUUGAAAGAACCUAAAUAUUCAUUAAUAAUAUAUUGGUAAAUAAAUUACAGUAUAUUAAAUAAUAGAAUGCUAUUGUGUUAUUAAUAAGAAUGAAGUAAAAUGAUUGGAAAUAUGUUCAUGAUAUACUGCUAAGUUGGAAAAAAGUAAGUUGCUGAACAAUUAUAUAUUAGUAUGGUUUGGUUUUUAUGUUUUUAAUUACAUGUAAAUAUAUGUUUAUAUGUACAUAGGAAAAAAGGAUGCACAUCAAAAUAUUAAAAGUUAUCACUGGAGAAAUGGAAUUUGAGGUAUAGAGACUUAAGAGAAAAUACUUUAUAUUUUAGACUUUCACUUUUUAUUUUAUGAAUGUCUAUAUUGUUUGGAUUUGUUACAACGAGCAAAGAAGUAAUUUUAAAGGAGGGGGGAGAAAAGAAAGAAAAAUACCAUGUUUCUGUUCUAGGUCAGAUUCAUCUUGUUUUAUGAAAAUACUAGUAACUAAUAUUUAAAAGGUAAAAACAAAUACAAAGGGAUAAAAUAUUAGAGACUGAUCUUCUGCCAAAGAAAAUGUUCUUUUGAGAAAAACGCUAACUUUUUUUUAAUUGAGGCAGCAUUGGUCAGUAACAUUACAUAAGCUUCCGGUGUACAGCGUUACAAUUAUAUAUCUGUGUACACUAUAGCUUGCUCGCUACCCAAAGUCUAGUUUCCAUCUGUCACCAGGCAUUUGAACUGCUUUAAUUUUGCUCUCCUCCAUUUUUCCCUCUAGUAACCACCAAUCUGCAGUCUAUAUCCAUGAAUUUGUUUUUUGUCUUGUUUUGGUUUGUUUGUUUGUUGUUUUAUAUUCCCCAUAUGAGUGAAAUCAUAUUGUUUUUGUCCUUUUCCCGCUGACAUAUUUCACUUAGCAUCCAUGUUGUUGCACGUGGCACUAUUUCAACUUUUUUAUGGCUCGGUAGUAUUCCAUUGUAAAUACGUACCAAAUCUUUACCCAUUCAUCCGUCAAUGGACAUUUAAGAGUUUUCAUAUCUUAGCUAUUGUAAAUAAUCCUGCAAUGAACAUAGGGGUGCACAUAACUUUUCAAAUUAGAAAACACUAACAUUUUACAUGGUAAUUCCCUCUUUGGAAAAUGUUCCUGGUGUUCAGAAUAAGUUAAUCCAAGAGCAAGCAGUUUUGUAGUUUGCAGAUGGUAGCCUUGCAUACGGAAUCUAAGGAGCGUGAUGGUCUGCCUCCCUGUUAUUCCCGACCUGCAGAAACUUCUACAGCUCAUUUUUCCCCACAAGGGUUCCCACACUGAGAUCUGUCUGCUCAAGCUUUGGGGUCUAGAUCCCAGUGUAUGUGUGGAAUUAUUUGCAUUUUAAAUUGAAUUAAAGUUUUAAUCACC
This is a messenger RNA of Myotis brandtii (Brandt's bat), 3095 nucleotides long. It is a transcript of the gene ADHFE1, whose product is annotated as alcohol dehydrogenase, iron containing, 1. Gene Ontology annotation, cellular component: mitochondrion. The transcript has 13 exons. The coding region runs from base 86 to 1345 and encodes 419 amino acids. The record is from RefSeq and is a predicted model, not a curated record. Gene Ontology annotation, molecular function: metal ion binding; alcohol dehydrogenase (NAD+) activity. NCBI's taxonomy places the organism in Eukaryota, Metazoa, Chordata, Mammalia, Chiroptera, Vespertilionidae.